CCUCUCCUACCUGAUAGAUUACGAGCUCAGCAUCUGUGUGAUCCCAAAGCCAUUCCACUGAAGACACCCCAAUUGAAGAUGGCCUCAGACUGAGUUCCUAUCAGCCCAGGAAUAUACGAAGGAGAUGAAUUUUGAUGAAAUCAUCAACAAAUUGAAAGCUAUGAAGCCUUGAGAGCAAACUAAAUAUUAUCACACUUUACUAUGUGGACAUUGAGGCCCAGAAAGAUGAAGCCAUCUGCCCAGGCUGUAAUAGGACCACUCACCCACUGACACAUUUUAAUAACGACAUGAUGGGCACUGACAACAAUGGUGCAGUCAAGUUUUCGCAACUGUGUAAAUUUUGUGAUGUGAGAUUUUCCACCUGUGACAACCAGAAAUUCUGCAAGAGCAACUGCAGCAUCACAUCCAUCUGUGAGAAACCACAUGAAGUCUGUGUGGCUGUAUGGAGAAAGAACGAUGAGAAUAUAACCCUCGAGACGGUUUGCCAUGACCCCAAACUCACCUACCAUGGAUUCAUCCUGGAAGAUGCUGCUUCUACAAAGUGUAUUAUGAAAGAAAAGAAAGUGUUCGGCGAGACUUUCUUCAUGUGUUCCUGUAGCUCCGACGAGUGCAAUGACGACAUCAUCUUCUCCGAAGAAUACAAUACCAGCAACAUGUUGCUUGUCAUAUUCCAAGUGACAGGCGUCAGCCUGCUGCCACCGCUGGGAAUCGCCAUAGCCGUCAUCAUCAUCUUCUACUGCUACCGCGUCCACCGGCAGCAGAAGCUGAGUCCAGCCUGGGAAACCAGCAAACAACGGAAGUUCAUGGAAUGCAGCGAGCACUGUGCCAUCAUUCUGGAAGACGACCGCUCUGACAUCAGUUCCACCUGUGCCAACAACAUCAACCACAACACCGAGCUGCUGCCCAUCGAGCUGGACACCCUGGUGGGGAAAGGCCGCUUCGCAGAGGUCUACAAGGCAAAGCUGAAGCAGAACACUUCGGAGCAGUUCGAGACCGUGGCUGUCAAGAUCUUCCCCUAUGAGGAGUAUGCCUCUUGGAAGACAGAGAAGGACAUCUUCUCAGACAUCAACCUGAAGCAUGAGAACAUCCUCCAGUUCUUGACGGCCGAGGAGCGGAAGACAGAGUUGGGGAAACAGUACUGGCUGAUCACUGCUUUCCAUACCAAGGGCAACCUCCAGGAGUACCUCACACGGCACGUCAUCAGCUGGGAAGACCUGCGUAAGCUAGGCAGCUCCCUCGCGCGGGGCAUCGCCCACCUCCACAGUGACCACACCCCAUGUGGGAGACCCAAGAUGCCCAUUGUCCAUAGGGACCUCAAGAGCUCCAAUAUCCUCGUGAAGAACGACCUGACCUGCUGCCUGUGUGACUUUGGGCUUUCCCUGCGUCUGGACCCGACACUCUCUGUGGAUGACCUGGCUAACAGUGGGCAGGUGGGAACUGCAAGAUACAUGGCCCCAGAAGUGCUAGAAUCCAGGAUGAAUUUGGAGAAUGUGGAGUCUUUCAAGCAGACCGAUGUCUACUCCAUGGCUCUGGUGCUCUGGGAAAUGACAUCUCGCUGUAAUGCUGUGGGAGAAGUCAAAGACUAUGAACCGCCAUUUGGUUCCAAGGUGCGGGAGCACCCCUGUGUGGAAAGCAUGAAGGACAACGUGUUGAGGGAUCGUGGACGACCAGAAAUCCCCAGCUUCUGGCUCAACCACCAGGGCAUCCAGAUGGUGUGUGAGACGCUGACCGAGUGCUGGGACCAUGACCCAGAGGCACGACUCACGGCUCAGUGUGUGGCGGAACGCUUCAGUGAGCUGGAGCACCUGGACAGACUCUCGGGUAGGAGCUGCUCCGAGGAGAAGAUUCCCGAAGACAGCUCCCUGAACACUACCAAAUAGCUCUUCCGGGGCAGGUUGGGCCAAGGCCAAAGAGGCCUCCCCGCUCACCAAAGAACAGAGGCAGCAGGAAGCUGCCGCUAAACUGAUGCUUCCUGGAAAACCAAGGGGGUCACCCCUCUCCCUGUAAGCUGUCAGGAUGAGCAGGAACGACAGCAGCAGGGAAGUGGGUGACAUAAAGCAUUCUAUGCCUUUGACCUUGUCAUAGGAUAAGCUGUGUUAGCACUUCCUCAGGAAAUGAGAUUGAUUUUACAAUAGCCAAUAACGUGCACUUUAUUAAUGCCUGUAUAUAAGUAUGGAAUCGCUAUGUUUUAUAUAUAUCUAUAUAUGUCUUUAUCUAUAUAUAUAUAGCCAUACUCUGAAAAGAGACAAGGAAGAUCAAAUAUUCCCCGGGAAGCUGGUUGUUUUGGAGAGCUCCAGACCGAGCAGAGAAGGAAAGGAUCCAUGACAGCGCUAGCACUUGACGCUCACACAUGCAAUGGUUCUCUGCCUGUAUGACAGGGGGACUUUGCAUCAGGAGAGAGGCUUUAUGUCCCAGAGCCUCCUAGCAUCAUAUUGCAUUCACUUUUGCAAAAGAAUAACUCCCUGUAGGGGGGCUCUCUUCUGGCCAUGGAGCUCAGAGCUCAGUACAAUCAUAUUGUGUAGGGACCACUGUUUCUGGGCUUCCUACAUGCUAUUGUUUCUCCUGGACUUCGCACUUGAGCUCCAAACCCCACAUCUGAUUUGUUAACCAUCUUCCUCAGCCUAGUCCAGAAGGUCUGCACCAUCUCUAAUAGCUUAAAGUUUUGAGUCCUAUUCUUUUUUU
This is a messenger RNA of Tupaia belangeri chinensis (Chinese tree shrew), 2682 nucleotides long. RefSeq names its product transforming growth factor beta receptor 2 (gene TGFBR2). Gene Ontology annotation, cellular component: plasma membrane; signaling receptor complex. Gene Ontology annotation, molecular function: metal ion binding; transforming growth factor beta receptor activity, type II; ATP binding. The transcript is spliced from 9 exons. NCBI's taxonomy places the organism in Eukaryota, Metazoa, Chordata, Mammalia, Scandentia, Tupaiidae. Gene Ontology annotation, biological process: cellular response to growth factor stimulus; heart development; protein phosphorylation. The record is from RefSeq and is a predicted model, not a curated record. Bases 288 to 1880 code for a protein of 530 amino acids.